AUGGGGUCUCAGAAUCCUGGUCCAUCAGCAUCAUGUGCCCUUUGGCCAGUGGACCUGAAAUUAACACACAUGGACUGGAACCCUGAAGCCACCCUGAUUCAUUUCCAGGGACAGUACCUCACCAUAUGUGAGCUGGACUAUAACAUUCUACAGGGAGAAAUACAGAACAUACCAAAGACAAAAGCUGCAGUGGAUAUCGGAGAGUUUUGCCUUGUGGAAGAUUUGACUUCUGCCCGCUGGUUCAGAGGAAGAGUUCAGAACAGACAAGAAGACUUGGUUGAUGUAUUCCUCAUAGAUCACGGUAACGUCUUGAGUGUCGACAUUACCCAUGUGUCUUCCUGUUCAAACGACCUGUUCAUCCUGCCUCCGAAGAUAGUUUGUGGCUUCCUUGCAAAUGUGCUGCUGCUUCAAAGUUGUUCUCAUGCUGUAGUGGAGGAAUACUUUUCUAACCUGAUUGGAAGAAGCGUCUCUGGUGACAUUCAAGCCCUCCUUCCCCACAAAGUCCUCUUAUUAGAAGCCCCUGACAUCAACAGCGACCUUGUUAAACAUGGGUUUGGGAGACAUGUGGACACAGAUACCUUCCUCUUUCUGGUUGAGAUGCUGACAGAGGUGCCGCUCAAACAAAAUAUUGAGCCAGUUCCUGACUUACUCAUUGAAAAACCACGGGGACGAGAUUAUUGCUUCAAACUGUCGGGUUUGCAGGGAUUUAGAGACACUCUGUCAUUCUGUAGACCUAGAUUGAGUUGUGGGACACGGGCAAAGGUGCAAGUAACUGCUGCUGUCAACCCCAGGCUGUUUCACUGUCAAAUGGCCAAUGUGAAAAGAGAUCUUUGGGAAAUGUCAAACAAGCUGGCUUCAGUGUGCGAGUACAGAACCAAAGAUUACAGUCAGACGACUCCAGAAAACCUGGGUUUACUGUGCUCAGUUAAAAGCAAAGAUGGGAAAUGGCACAGAGGCUACGUGCAGUGUCUCCCCAUCAACUCUCAAGUCAGAGUUUUCUUCAUUGACUAUGGAUACUUUGAAUCUGUUAAGGUUGAGAAUGUCCACAAGUUGCCACCUGAUCUCUGUUCAACACCCAUCAUGGCGUUCCCAUGCUCGCUCUCCUGUCUGAGUGAACAGGACGAGGCCGUCAAACCUCAGCAGCUGGGUCUCCUCAGGGCAGGUUUGCUGGGAGGACUUUUGGACGUGGAUAUCAGAAGUUUUGAUGAAGAGCAGCAUCUGUACUCUGUAACAUUGAUUGGUGCUGAAGAUACUCAUGUGAACGAACCAGAGCCCCCCCAAGAGCUUUCCCCAAAGGGAGUUGAGUCUAAUUCUGGAACAGAAGAAUCGUCACCUCAGGGUGGUUAUUUGUACUAUGAAACUUUCAUGGGAGGAGCCCUUGGUAAAACACUGGAAGCAGAAGAGGUGCAGGAAGACUCAGUCUUUGUGGGCUACGUUGAGCAUGUCCAGAAUCCAAACCACUUCUGGAUCAGAACACAAAAACGCAAUGAUGAGUUUGAAGAAAUGAUGACAAAAAUGGCAGAUCACUUUAGUGAAGUGACGCUGGAGGAAGACAUGCUCCUGAAUCCUGAGCUUGGAACAUUGUGCUGUGCAGUUUAUGAGGAGGACAUGCAUUUCUACAGGGGCGUGGUGGUGGACACUCUGGAGCAUGGAGCUGAAGUUCUUUUCAUAGACUUUGGGAACAUUGAGAAAGUGCCACACAUGUUGAUCAAGAAAAUACCAGAGGCCUUUGCCAGAAAAUCAGCUUUUGCCUUUUGUUGUACUCUUGUCAAUGUUUUUCCUUUGGAUGAAGUCUGGCCUAGCACCACCUCUGACGUUUUCAGACAAGCUGUGUCAAACAAAGCCCUGCUGGUCCAUGUUGUCCAAAUAAGAAAAAACAAGUUUGUGGUUGACCUCUAUGAGAUGGGGCAGGACAACAGGCAGAGCAUCAGCGAUCUCCUGAUCACUUCAAAACAAGUUGAAUGCUGGAAAGUGACCACUGAGUCUGCAGUGCAAAACAACACAGAUGCAACAGAAAAACUGAAAAGUCAAAUUGGUUUGAAAACAAAGCAAAGUGAAAAUUAUGAAGAGGAAGAGAACUCGUGCAAAAAUGAAAUCAGGAAGGCUCAGACUUCUGUCAGCUUCAAACCUUUAAGCAUCAAACCUGGGCAUGAGUUUGACGUUCAAUGCACAAACAUUGAGUCUUCAUUAGAUUUCUGGUGCCAACCUAAAGUUCCAGCUUUGGAAGAACUGAUGGAUAAAAUUCAGCAACACUACUCAACUAACACGACCCCCCUCCAAUCAGGGGUUCAGUGUUGUGUUGCUAAGUCACCUGUAGAUGGAAGAUGGUACAGGGCCUUCCUCACAGACAGACAGAAUGAUCAUGCCUGUGUGAUGUUGAUUGACUACGGUUUAACCAUCCAGGUCGAGGAGCAUCAUCUUCAGGCAAUAACGCCAGAAUAUGUUGAAUUGGAAGGACAAGCUUUCAGGUGCACUUUUUCAAACCUGAUUGAACCAACUGACUGCGAGAGCUGUGGGAACUGGGGUCCGGAGGUGUGCAACUCGGUGAAAAAGUUUGUCCAGGACAGCGCCGGUAGUCUGAGAUGUAAAGUUGUCUCUCAAUUGAUUAUGCAAAACAAAGGUCUGUUGAAUGUCGUGGAGCUCUGCAACACCCAAACCCAACAGAACAUAACAAGCUGGCUUGUUAAACAGGGUCUGGCAACAGAGGCAACAAUUUCAACAAAGCAAUUAUCAACAGCGUCUCCUGAGACAUUUGUCUACGCCUCAUAUGAUCUGAGUCCUGGAAAGGAGGAACAAGUCUACGUGACUCACGUUAGUAACCAGUGGGAGGUCUACUGCCACCUUGAGAGAAACACAGAAAUCAUCGAAGAGCUGGAAAAGAAAAUCUUAGAAGAGAGUGAGAAAAUGAUGAAAUCCAGCACAAGAGCUGUGGCGAGGAAGCUGUGCCUGGCAAAGUACCUUGAUGGCAAAUGGUACAGAGUGUUAGCACAUCCUGUUCAGUCACCCCUGCAUCUCAGUGUGUUCUUUGUGGAUUAUGGAAACAAAAGCAUAUCUGAGAAAACCCACGUCACGUUCAUUCCCAGAGACUCUGCUGAUUUGUUGUACACACCCAUGCAGGCUCUCAGGUUUCGCCUCGCGUCAGUGUCCAAGGAGGAGCUCUAUGCAGAUGUCAAGGAAUGGCUUGACAGAACACUCCUCAACAAGCAGGUGAAAGCCGACAUCCUUGGAAGGAGUGAAGAUGGUUCGUUUGAAGUUGUGCUGUUUGACGGAGACGUUAACGUCAAUGAGAAGGUGAAGGAGCUCAUUCUUAGCCUGUCACCAAAACAAAAAACUGUUGUUAGUUCUGCUCCUGCGAUAAAAAAGAAGAACGUUGAAACUCUUCAUAAGAGAAACACAAAGAGUCCGGUCAAGUGUACGAGCCGACUCAAAGGGAAAUAUACAUUUCCCUUCAGAGGUCCUCAAGUUGGGAAUGCACCCACAAAAAAGAAAGAAGACACAAAAAACUGUGUUCAUGGGAAAGCUCAGAACAAGAACACAAAAAUGAAACAACAAAAUGACAACAAGACAAUGAGCAGAACCCCUGAAAAAACUUGGAAAACCUCUCAGGUAAAACAACAAAAAGACAAAGAUACAAAUUCAGAACAACCACAAAACACAAACAAAACAGAAACCCCUCAACUCCCAUGUUUGCCUGACAAGGAAAUCAGUGCUGGUCUCCGAGCAAAGUGUUUCGUCUCCCACAUCAACUCAAUCGACAGCUUUUUCCUUCAGCUGUCAGAUGAUGAACCCGCCAUCUUGAAAAUGUGUGAAGAUCUCAACUCUAGUAUCCUCAGAAGUUCCCUCAAGGCCGCCGUGUCUGUGAGAAUCAACGACGUUGUUCUGGCCGUGUACGAGGAAGACGGUGCUCUGUAUCGUUCUUUGGUCAAAGGCUCUGAAGGGACCUCGUGCUUCGCAGUUGAGUUUGUGGACUAUGGGAACUCAGCAGUCGUGGAGAAGGAGAAUAUCCACCUGAUACCAAAAAAGUAUCUCUCUCAGCCUAGAUUCAGUAUAUUCUGCUGCCUGUUGGACACGAGCGCUUUUGAAAGUGAUGCCUCUUUCACCGAUGCCGUAAUGGAGAAGCCUGUCAUGGUCGACAUUGUCUGUCAACGUGGAACCCAGUGGAUAGUCAAGGUCGAGAUUCUUGACGGAGCGGUUGACCUUCCAGCAGCACUCGAAGCGGUUGUCGAAACCGGCCCUGAAAACGAAAAAGAGGAGGAGUCUCCUGUGACUUCAGGUAAAAUGGAACAGGAUAUGACAUCCGAACGGAACCACGUCAGAGAAGAAAUCAGCGGGAAGGAAGCAACAACAUCCGAGAAUGUCGUGCCAUCUGUUCGAGGCCAAAAUGUCUCACUGCCCAAAAAACUGAAGGUAAAAACCUGCAGGCGCCACAAAAGUCUCAUCACAUUAAAGAGUCUGAAGAGGAAUCACAGGAAAAAGUCCACAUCCGGGGUCCAAGCAAUCAACGAUUGUACUGAUGCUUUCAUUCCUCCGAGUAUUCAAGCCAAAGACAGAGAGAAUGGAACAGUUCUGUCCGUCCAGAGCGACGGAGAUUUUUACAUCAGACUUGCUCGGACCAGCUACCUGCUCGCUGCACUUGAAAGAAUCACAGCUAAGAACCUGUGCAAAUGUGAGACAGUGGACGGAGACGUCAAACAAGGCCUCAAGUGCUUAGUUCAGGUUCACACAGACAACGAGUGGCAACGGGCUGCUGUUCAGCAUGUAGGUGAGGAAAAGAGCAAGGUCCUCCUGGUGGAUCAUGGAUUAACAGAAGAGAUUCCAAAUGCCUCGAUCCGACGUCAGUGUGGUGAACUGACAAAAAUCCCGAACCUUGCAGUGCUGUGCAGAAUAAACUGCUUUGGGUUCAGUGAGAGAGAAGACGUCGGAAAAUGUUGGUGUGAAACGCUGAAACCACUGAUCGGCAAAGACGUCAGUGUGGUGUUUGUGAGUUUUUCAGAAGCUAAAAACCGUUGGAUGGUUGAAAUCGUUGUUAACGGACUGUUCCUCAUGUCACCACAGCAACACGAUGAGAGGAUCCCAUCAGAGGCUGAAACUCAGAACGAGGCCGCAGAGAACGACCUGCACACAAGUCGUCCUCAGCAACUUGUCUUUGCUCCCAUCGACUUAGACACCGGAUACUUUGGCUUCGCCGCUGCAGUGACGACUCCGUCUGAGUUCAGCGUCGUCCUCGAGGAUUUGCUUUCCAUCAUGGACAAAGUGUCCAUGAUGCUGGAGGACCUCCCUGAACAGACGUCUCAUCUCCCUGAAGCCCACAUAGUCCAAGGCGCCUGUUGCCUUUGGAAAUCAGACUCCAAGAACAAGUGGUGCAGGACAGAAAUCGUGAAUGCCGACACCACUGUGGUGCUAAACCUGGUGGAUUAUGGGCAUUAUGAGUGCACGCCACACAAAGACUGCUCCGAGCUGAAGAUGCUUCCGGAGGAGCUGAUAAAUCUUCCCAAAGUGACCUACCCCUGCAUCCUGCGAGGGGUGAAGCCGGGUGGAGACAAACAGUGGACCGAUGAGGCAGCGGUUUUCUUUCAACAAUGUUUGUACCAGAAGAACCUUCAGAUCUUCUUCAGAGAGUUUGUGUCAAACACUCACUGGACGGUGGACAUUCUCGCAGAUGGCGCCCAUGUUGCCAGGGAGCUGGUGGAGGCCGGACACGCCGACUAUAUGGACGUCAUGCUGGGACUCAGGUUCCAGGAGCAGAUCCCCUGUAUCGUCCCUCUGAGCUCGGACAUUGAGACAGAGUGCGAACAGGAAGUUGAAGACUCUGAUGGGAAGUCCGAUCCUUCUGCUGAGGAAACUGAGGGAAGGGAACUACUCAGUUCUUUGUCCAGAUCCUCUCGAUGCGACGUCAUGUGAUGGUUUCAUGUAAAACGAGCAGUGAGGCCGUGCGGCAGUUUGUUCGAUGCCAGCGUCACAUCAACCUGAGACACGUCUUGUUUUCAAUGGAGGUGCGGUAUCGUUAGCCUCACGUCACAUGACUGAUUCUGUCUGUUACUCAGGUUGAAAUGUUUCUGUGAACACUUCAUUCAUUUAUGAGGAAACUGAUGUUUUGUUGACUGAGACUUCAGCUCUGUGUUAUUUUCCUUAAAACUGAGUUCUUGAGAAGUUAAAUUAUUUUAAAUCUGUUCAUGACGAAGAUGAAAAUAAGUUUUCAUUUCCACAUUAAGGUUCAUUCGCUGUGUUUUGACGUUUUAUAUGUUUUAAACUUUUCCUUUGCUAGAAAACGAUGAGAGCUGAAUGUGAAGUACCUGAGGAGACACGUUAAAGUUUCAGUUCUACUUCUGUUACUGCAUCUUCUUUAAGUUUUAUUGACUUGAAAAGAAAUAAUUUUUCAGACUCGAGCAAAUGAACAGAAGUACGUGAUGUUUUGUUUGUUUUAUGUUUUACUUCCUUUGUGUUGAUCACAUUUCUAUUUAAUGCAGUAAAACCUUUUCAGGUGCAAAUUAAAAUCCUUUUCUUUCCUCUAAGAAAUUCAGACGGUAUCAUCGUCACUGUGCUCGUUAAAAAACCGACUUAUGAAAAAAAGCUAAAACCUUUUUACAUCAGACGAGCUGGAGUAUGACGAGCACUUCGUUCACCACUGGGUGGCGGUACUGAGAAGUGUUUUUAAAUAAUUCUGAGCAUCCAACAAUUUAAAAAACACGUCGUCUGUUUUUGAGCGAGUUCAGAGAUCGUUACUGUAAACAAAGUGUUUUGUACUUUUUUAUCACUUUUACGUUUUAUUUCUCAGUAAACUGACAUUUUCAUGA
Messenger RNA from Paralichthys olivaceus (Japanese flounder), 6794 nucleotides. NCBI's taxonomy places the organism in Eukaryota, Metazoa, Chordata, Actinopteri, Pleuronectiformes, Paralichthyidae. The record is from RefSeq and is a predicted model, not a curated record.